GGAAAACAAGUCGGAAACAUUCUGUUGUUCAUUCUUCUCCUCCGCCUGACCUGAGCGAUUAGCGAAGGACGUGCGCGUCGCCUGCUCAAAUACUACUGUGCUUUAUUUUCCCUUCUCUGAGCAUGGAGGAGCAAAACCGUCCGAAGCAUGAUUUAGGGCUCGAAGGCGAGAGAGGGGACGAUAUGGAGCAGCGCUGCAAUUUCUGGCUUCCCAGGAAAAGCAGAUUUUGUGCAAACUCGAGUCUCAAAGAUUCCAUAUUCUGCGGCAAUCACAACUCAACGUCUGAAGGCCAGUGGAUCCCCUGCCCCUUGGAUCCUUCGCACUCAGUACUUAAGCAAAACGUGGGAGGGCAUGUUAAGCGAUGCCCGAAGCUGAAACAAGUUCAGUCGUUGUCUCUCCAACAUUUUUAUCGAAAAGGCAUUAACGCUGGCAAUGAAGAUGAGGAAACGUUAAAAGUUCGUGAUUCAGUAUUGCCCAAGCCCGUCACAAUGCCUUUGGAUAACAUUUCUUCAGAAAUGAAGAGAGAUAUUGUGCAUAAUAUGAGUAUAAUUGAAUUCUCAAAUUUAAUUGGAAAGAUCGAAUCUGUUUACGAAUCGUUCUCCAAGGAUAUUCGAGACUCAUAUCAGAUUUCAGAGGUUUGCAGUCGAUGGAUUGAAUCCGCAGUUGAGGAGAGGAAAUUGCCGUUUCAAGAGAAACACGUAAUGCAACAGGCAUCUAUUCUGGGAAACUUGGAAAUUUUUGGUGUGCUAAAGAGUUCUCUUGGAAGUCAACCAUCCGAGUGCAAGGAGGAGGAGGAGGAUAGUGUCCCUGCGGUGAUCGAGUUUGGAGCCGGCAGAGGAUACUUGACACAAAUUCUUGCAGAUUGUUAUGGAAUUAAAAGAGUUUUCCUUGUUGAGAGAAAAUCUUACAAGCUGAAGGCUGAUCGAUCCUUGCGACAGAAUGAGGGCUUGGUGUUAGAGCGUUUGAGGAUUGACAUUGAAGAUUUGGAUUUAAACGCGGUGGAGUCUUUGGAAGGAGUUCCUUUUCUGGCGAUUGGUAAACAUCUAUGUGGGGCUGCAACAGAUUUGGCUUUGAGAUGUUGCUUUCCUGAAAAAAAUGACCAGUGCGAUGCUAAGAAGAACUUUGGAGGUUUGGCCAUCGCUACAUGCUGCCAUCAUCUAUGCCAGUGGAAACACUAUACAAAUAAGAAAUAUUUUUUGGACUUGGGGAUAACAAAGGAUCAAUUCCAUGCCAUUACAUGGUUUACCAGCUGGGCAGUAGAUGCUAAUCAUGGUUCAGAAAUAUCGGAUAUUACUGAUUGUGCUUCAAAUUUACUGUCAAUUGACAGAGAAAACGGUGACCAGCACGCAAGCGGAGCAGAAAAAUUUCUUACCGACAUGAAACCAUCUGAAAGGGCAGCGCUGGGUUUUAAAUGCAAGCGCAUGAUUGACAUGGGGAGGUUGUUGUGGUUAAGGAAACGAGGCUUGAAUACGCAGCUCGUCAGAUACGUUCCCUCAACCAUUUCGCCCGAGAAUUAUUUGCUGAUUGCCAAGCCUCACGGUCGUAUGUAAAUAUAUAAAAUUUAAAUUUUGGGCAUCUGCUCACAUCCUCCUUGAAGGUCUUUGCCUGCCCCGCCCUGCAGUCUAGUCAGGUUCCCAGCAGACGCCCUGUUUGGUUCAAUCAAUGCGGAAGGGUGAACAGAAACACAAGAGGUUAUGAGUUUGUGGCAUUAUGUAGUGUGCUGUUUAUUGAGCCGAAAUGUUGUGCUGUUUUCCAUCCACCAUUUGGAACGCUUCAUCCGUUUUUAAAGAACAGAGGGUGCUCAAAUGAAACCAGUGUGCGGAUGAAGGAACGGGGAGCGUAUGCAUCCAUAUAUUUAAAUUUGACGUAAUGUAUACAAAGUUUA
Neltuma alba is the source of this 1885-nucleotide messenger RNA. Its product is annotated as tRNA:m(4)X modification enzyme TRM13 homolog. Gene Ontology annotation, biological process: tRNA methylation. Bases 123 to 1550 code for a protein of 475 amino acids. The record is from RefSeq and is a predicted model, not a curated record. The transcript has 10 exons. NCBI's taxonomy places the organism in Eukaryota, Viridiplantae, Streptophyta, Magnoliopsida, Fabales, Fabaceae.